AUGGUGAGCCUGGAGCUGAAUCGGAAAUUGCUGGUUGCGCAGAUUCUGGUUGCGCAGAUUCUGGUUGUGAAGAUUCUGGUUGUGAAGAUUCUGGUUGUGAAGAUUCUGGUUGUGAAGAUUCUGGUUGUGAAGAUUCUGGUUGUGAAGAUUCUGGUUGUGAAGAUUCUGGUUGUGAAGAUUCUGGCUGAAGCGCUUUUCGUGCCGCUGCUGCUUCAACUAACUCAAACCCACUCGGCUCUCGCCUUGUGCUUGACUGCGGUGCAGUAG
Messenger RNA from Pyricularia grisea, 267 nucleotides. RefSeq lists its product as uncharacterized. NCBI's taxonomy places the organism in Eukaryota, Fungi, Ascomycota, Sordariomycetes, Magnaporthales, Pyriculariaceae. The record is from RefSeq and is a predicted model, not a curated record. The coding region runs from base 1 to 267 and encodes 88 amino acids. The transcript has 2 exons.